AGUUGAGGGUUAGCCCUUGCGCAUGACUCCAUUACAUUAACGUUACACAAGUCGUUGGGAGAAGGCGUGUUCUUUACGGGGAGUUGUAUAAGACUGACGCUCAAUCUGAUCAUUAAGACGCGUCGCUUGCGUUAAGGUGCUUACGCUUCCAGAAACCUUAUCUUUCGUAUCACCGACAAAUAACAAUACAAUUGUUUUACGUUGAUACACGCCAUAUCCAUGUUACUGCGGUUGUUUACGGAAGACAAGAGGCUACCUACCACAUGUGCUAAUUAGCUAUUAUCUAGCAUGCUCUGAACACCUGUGUGUGAGCAUAACUCGAAAUGUAGUUUCGUCAGAUUGAGGCACCCAUAGAGCUGUAUAGAUCUGUGCAAAAGUAUAUAUUUUUUCCAUUUUGAAUGAUUCUUUGUCGCUGAUGAAAGAUCAGUUUCUAAAGUCAUAUCACAAGCGGUGAAUAUUGACGUUUCUAAACGUUAAAACACAGGGUAGGGAUUGUUGUGGGCAAAGCUAUUGGCUGAAAACGGUUGUGUUUUCGAGAGCAAGUUGAGGUUGAGCUUCUCUGAAUUGAAACAUACUGAACAAAAAUAAACACAAUUUCAAAUAUUUUGAGUUAUUGUUCAUAUGGCUGGCGUGGUUACACGCGGUCUGUGGUUGUGAGGCCAGGUGGACAUGCCUCCGUCAUUUUAUGGUAGAGAAAUUCACAUCCAGUUCUCUCUGGCACCAGCUCUGGUGGACAUUCCUGCAAUCACCAUGCAAAUUGCGUGCUCCCUCAACUUGACAUCUGUGUCAUGUGACGAAACUGCACAAUUUAAAGUGACCUCUCAUUGUCCCCAGGACAAGGUGCACCUGUGUUAAUAAUCAUGCUGUUUAAUCAUCUUGAUAUGUCACACCUCUCAGGUGGACGGAUUAUCUUGGCAUUGGAAAAAUGCUAACUAAUAGGGAUGUAAACAAAUGCUCCACCAACGGUUUACUACAUUCCAGAUUUCAUAACAGAGGAUGAGGAAUCUCAACUAUUACAACAGGUGUAUAAGGCACCAAAAACUAAAUGGACACAGUUAUCCAACAGAAGGCUCCAGAACUGGGGUGGGCUGCCUCGUCCGAAAGGGAUGCUUGGAGAGAAGCUUCCUGAUUGGCUCCUGAAGUACUGCGAGAGAAUAUCUGCUCUUGGUGCAUUUGCUGGGAAGACUGCCAAUCAUGUGCUGGUGAAUGAAUACAAGCCAGGGGAGGGAAUAAUGCCCCAUGAGGACGGGCCUCUGUACCAUCCCACAGUGACAACCAUUAGCCUGGGCUCCCACACAUUGCUAGACUUCUACAGGCCCAUCAGCACCCAGGAGCUGGAUGAGGUGCCACAGACUGAGGAGAGCCGCUACCUCCUGUCUCUGCUGGUGCGGCCGCGGAGCCUCCUCAUCCUCCAGGACGACAUGUACGAGCGCCUCCUCCACGGCAUCCAGGGGACGCACCACGACUCCCUCACUGAAAGGGUGGCCAACCUGCUCACUACCGGGGUCCUGCCAGGGGCCACAUUAACCCGAGGCACCAGGGUGUCCCUCACCGUGCGUCACGUGCCCAUAGUCAUGAGGGCCAAUCUGCUCCUGGGCAGGAAAUGACAAGAGGAAGUGACAUUUGAGGACUUGGGAAAAAAUUGACACCAUGAUACAGACUGACUUGAUUAUGUCAUUCAUUGUCUGCCAAGGAAAAGUUUAAAUGGGAUCCUUGGGAUGUCCCAAAUUUCAAACGGGUAGGGUUGUUGCAGUGGAUAUAUUACCGCCACACUGGCAGUCAUUAGUCAUGGCUGCAGUAAAGAUCCACAUGACAACGGUCACGGUAAUCUCCUCUGUGUUCUGGACAUGCGUUGGUAGCAGGGCCUUAAAUGUGUAAUUCACUAUCCACGUUGGCAGGUGGUAAUACUCAGGGCUCUACAGUGUGAGCAUUUCAUAAAAAUAGUCAAUGGGCACAAGUGCCAGUUGUGAUUUAUACCAAAAUAAAUGCCAUUUUGUUUUAUAUAUGGUAAUGCACAAUGAAAUCUGAAUCCUGACGUUAUAGCUAUCCCACCUCGCACAGCAAUGCUGCCUGUCUAGGGGGCUAUGAGCACCAUGUGUGAAGUGCUAAAAGGUUUGUUUUUAGAAGCAAUGCGCACAGGAAUAAAAGUUGGUCUAAUUUACUCAAUUUGACUACAGUGA
Molecule: messenger RNA, 2180 nt
Organism: Oncorhynchus keta (chum salmon)
Lineage: Eukaryota; Metazoa; Chordata; Actinopteri; Salmoniformes; Salmonidae
Gene: alkbh6
Product: alkB homolog 6
Exons: 6
Coding region: 1107-1607 (166 amino acids)
Source: RefSeq, a predicted model, not a curated record